Macrosteles quadrilineatus (aster leafhopper) is the source of this 1396-nucleotide messenger RNA. It is a transcript of the gene Reg-5, whose product is annotated as rhythmically expressed gene 5 protein. The transcript has 5 exons. NCBI's taxonomy places the organism in Eukaryota, Metazoa, Arthropoda, Insecta, Hemiptera, Cicadellidae. The record is from RefSeq and is a predicted model, not a curated record. The coding region runs from base 56 to 667 and encodes 203 amino acids.
ACCGUGCUUCAGUCGGUCAGUAGACACUAGACAGUAGACAGUAGACAGUGUAGUGAUGGAUACCCUGGUAUGUCUUGUGCUUGUCCUCGCGGUCGUCCCGGGUAUCAUACCCUCGGCCAUCCCUAUGUGGGAGUUCCUAUCCAGAGGAGAAAAGAUGAGUCAUUUAUUCAACAUGUUCAGCAAGCAAGUAGCAGAUCAUUGUGACACCUCCACGAUGCCAGAUUGCAACAAAGUCCUGAUGAUGUACGGACUGUCCAAUCUGGCUAAGAUGGAGGACGAGAAGUUGGACGCCAUGGACCCUUACCAGCGUGGCGCCAUGGAUAUCAUUUGGGAUCACAUGAUGCACGGAGAACAUGACCGAGACCACGGCCAUUCGGCUAGUCAAUCCUUCGACAACGAACCCGUGUCAAGUGACAACCAGCUAGGUGCCGCGUCCAGUAGCGUAGAGCAGUACGCAUCUGCAGGACCUGCCCCCGCUAUGAUGGGCCCAAUGGUUGUGCGGGUGUACCCGGACGGGCGACCUGUCCCCGACGACGUCCACAGACCCCCACACAGGGACGAGGACCAAGAGGAGUACCUAGCUAUGAGGGCGAAACCCGUCCCCAGCAUGGCGGACCUCAUGAGGUCGACGUCGAGGAACGUCCACUCUUCUACUCCAAGAGGAUAAGUUGACCCAGUGUCGGACAUGUGUAUACGAUACCAAGACAGAGGAAAUGCGAGUGUAAACAGGAGGUUACAAAAUGAGUUUAUGUAAUAUAUGCCAAGUAUUUAUAUGUAACUUAUUUAAAUUGUAAAAAAAGUAAUUUAAUUUUCUUACAAGGUACCAAUGUGCUGGUAAAUAUUUUACUUUUCGCUUGGAAAGCAAUCCUUCCAUUCAAUUCACCAGCAACAUUGUAAAUUUAAGUACUAUAACAUUAUUAUGUAUGUAUUUAUUUUAAAUUAUUUUUACAUUAUUUAUUUUAGAUCUAAGCUAGUUAGUGACAAUGGAACAACUUUGUGCCACGCUCCUCAAAUUUGAGGUUAAAUUUUGGAAGCUUUUAAGAAUUCAUAACAACAUUGUUGCAACUUCUUUAAAACUCUAUUUAAAAUUGUAUAAUGUAUUUUUUUAUUUGAGUAAUAAAUAUGUUUUAUGUUUUUCAAGUUGUUGGUUCUAUAAAGUGUUUAUUGUUUGAAGAAAAUAUUGAAAUAGACAACAAUGUAUUCAGUAAUUUAUAACAGAAUAACUCAUAAUUGUACCAUAAGAAAAUAUAAGAGAAAUCUGUUAAGAUACAGAACAUGUGUUACUCAAAGUUCUGGUCUUCAAUAUUGUUGAUGUGAUAUUUAUUAAAAUCUAAUGUGUAAGUACCUAGUUAGUUCUAUUUAUUUUUUGUAUUUAAAAUAAAUUAUUAUGAGAUUA